UUUGUUUUAGAACAAGCAAUCACCUUCUUUAGCUUUUAUCCUUUAAAAUGGCUAUUGCAUUCCCUGAUAUUGAUCCCUAUGAGGUGUUGGAAUUGGAUAAAUCGGCCACUCCGAUUGAAAUCAAGAAACAAUAUAAGAAACUUUGUUUAAAGUAUCAUCCCGAUAAACUUCAACAGACAUCUGAAAGUAAUGUUGAUAAAGAUCAUUUCCCCAAACUUCAAUUUGCAUAUUCUAUAUUAUCUGACCCGGCUAAAAGAAAUCGCUAUGAUACUCUUGGAUCGUUAGGCUAUGGAGAUGAUGUGGAAGAUGAUGAGGUUUUUGAUUGGAAAGAAUUUUUUGAGGGAAUGAAUGAAAAAAUCACUAUUGAAAUGAUUGAAGAAGAUAAAUUGAAGUAUCAAAAUUCAACAGAAGAAAUGAAUGACAUACUAAAUAACUUUGUUUAUUAUGAAGGAGAUUUCUUAAAGUUAUUUGAAGUUAUACCCCAUCUUGAAUUCGACGAAUUGGAAGAAAAUCGUGUUUUCAAAAUAAUUGAAAAUGCUAUUGAUGAGGACGAACUAGAGGUUGAAAAUAAAAAUAUCAUCAAAUCAUUUGAAAAAUAUAAAAGAUCCCGUAAAACUAAAGUUAAACAAAUGUUAAAGAAAUUGGCCAAAGAAGCAAAAGAAGCAAAAGAAUUAGAAAAAACAAUAAAGGAUAAAUCAAAUAGAAAUUUAAGAAAUGAAAGCGAUUUGAAAAGCUUGAUCCAAAGCAGACAAAAUAACCGGUUGAACAAUUUGAUUGAUAAUUUGGAAUCAAAGUACUUAAAUAAAAAAGGUGAUAAAAGAUCUCAUAGAGAUGUUGACGAUGAUGAAUUUGAAAGAAUUCAAAAGAAUUUAAUGAAUAAAAAAUCAAAAAAUAAGUAGGUUUUGUAUAAUAUUAGCAUAUAAUGAUAUUUUAUUAAAUGUUUACUAGUGUAAAGGUUUCGAAGUUUAGAAAUUUGGUAAUUUUGCAAGGUUUUUCCAAAAAAUUUCAUUUUUUUGCAAAAA
Messenger RNA from Hyphopichia burtonii NRRL Y-1933, 1022 nucleotides. RefSeq lists its product as uncharacterized. NCBI's taxonomy places the organism in Eukaryota, Fungi, Ascomycota, Pichiomycetes, Serinales, Debaryomycetaceae. The transcript has a single exon. Gene Ontology annotation, molecular function: heat shock protein binding. The record is from RefSeq and is a predicted model, not a curated record. Bases 48 to 899 code for a protein of 283 amino acids. Gene Ontology annotation, cellular component: nucleus; cytoplasm.